Messenger RNA from Chlamydomonas reinhardtii, 2324 nucleotides. RefSeq lists its product as uncharacterized. Gene Ontology annotation, molecular function: metal ion binding; ATP binding; ligase activity. Lineage: Eukaryota; Viridiplantae; Chlorophyta; Chlorophyceae; Chlamydomonadales; Chlamydomonadaceae. The coding region runs from base 38 to 1585 and encodes 515 amino acids. The transcript is spliced from 16 exons. The record is from RefSeq and is a predicted model, not a curated record.
AAGGGGAGACUACUUAAGUCCCACCCCGAUUAUCAAAAUGCAGGCGCAGAUGCAGCGCAGCGCUAACCGCGCCUUCGCGGGCCGCAAGGCUUCGUCCCGCAUGGUGAUGCCCGCUAAGGGCGUCUCGGGCCGCCGCAGCCGCACCCAGGUCGCCGCGCAGGCUGCCUUCAACAAGGUGCUCAUCGCCAACCGCGGCGAGAUUGCUGUGCGCGUCAUUCGCGCCUGCAAGGAGCUGGGCCUGCAGACCGUGGCCGUCUACUCCACCGCUGACAAGAACUCGCUGCACACGCUGCUGGCCGAUGAGGCGGUGUGCAUCGGCGACGCGCCCUCCUCCGAGUCCUACCUCAACAUCCCCAACCUGCUGGCGGCCGCCGUCAGCCGCGGCGCCCAGGCCGUGCACCCCGGCUACGGCUUCCUGUCUGAGCGCGCCGAGUUUGUGGAGAUCUGCACCGACCACGGCCUGGAGUUCAUCGGGCCCAAGCCGCAGCAGAUCCGGCUCAUGGGCGACAAGUCCACCGCCCGCGACACCAUGAAGAAAGCCGGUGUGCCCACCGUGCCCGGCUCCGAGGGCCUGAUCCAGGGCGACGCCGACGCCAUUGCCAACGCCCAGCGCAUCGGCUUCCCCGUCAUGAUCAAGGCCACCGCGGGUGGCGGCGGCCGCGGUAUGCGCCUGUGCACCAAGGAGGAGGACCUCAUGCCCCUGUUCAAGCAGGCCCAGCAGGAGGCCGAGGCCGCGUUCGGCAACGGCGCCGUGUACAUGGAGCGCUUCGUGCAGGACCCCCGCCACAUCGAGUUCCAGGUCCUGGCGGACAAGUACGGCAACGUGGUGCACCUGGGUGAGCGCGACUGCUCGGUGCAGCGCCGCAACCAGAAGCUGGUGGAGGAGGCGCCCUCGCCCGCCCUCACGCCCGAGGUCCGCAAGGCCAUGGGCGACGCCGCGGUGGCCGCCGCCAAGGCCAUUGGCUACGUGGGCGUGGGCACCAUUGAGUUCCUGUGGGAGAAGAAGGGCUUCUACUUCAUGGAGAUGAACACCCGCAUCCAGGUGGAGCACCCGGUGACGGAGAUGAUCACGGGCGUGGACCUGAUCCAGGAGCAGAUCAAGGUGGCCAUGGGCGAGCGCCUGACCUUCACGCAGGAGGACAUCCAGUUCAAGGGCCACGCCAUCGAGUGCCGCAUCAACGCCGAGGACCCCUUCCAGAACUUCCGCCCCGGCCCCGGCCGCGUGUCCACCUACCUGGCGCCCGGCGGCCCCCACGUGCGCAUGGACAGCCACCUGUACCCCGACUACCUGGUCCCCCCGAACUACGACUCCCUGCUGGGCAAGCUGAUUGUGUGGGGCGCAGACCGCCAGCAGGCCAUCACCCGCAUGAGCCGCGCGCUGGACGAGCUGGUGAUCACGGGCGUGCCCACCACCGCGCCCUUCCACAAGCUCAUCCUGGCCACGGAGGCCUUCAAGGCCGGCGACGUUGACACGGGCUUCAUCAUCAAGCACGCUGAGGAGCUGAAGGAGUCGCCGGGCGUGCCCAAGGUGCGAACCUACCUGUCUGACCUGGCCAAGAGCCGCAAGACCAAGACCGCCAAGUAAAUGCUUGAUCCAAUACUCGACCUAUAACAGCCUCGUGCAGUGUCGUGUGUUGAGCACUUGAAAGCCAUGUUUGGCCCAGGCUGGGAAGAAUUGGGAGGCGGUGGAUGUGAUUGUGAGGACAUCAAGAGCAGCAUAGCAGGGGCGGGUGCGAGUCGCUGGCCCCUCGCGGGACCUGCAGCAAGGUGGCAGGCAGGCAGCCUCGUGAACUUGGUGAUAACCAUCUUGCGUCGUGUGCGUUGAUCUGUUCGCGAGUUGAGACGCGACGUGACGCGAGCCGUCAGGCGUUGUUCCACAACCGCGUGCUGAUCAAUGAUGUGUGUGAUAAAGCUGGCGUGUUUGGUUUUAGGGCACUUUCAGGGGCCGCGGUCGGAGGCGUGCGUGUGCGUGUGGUGUUUGCUGCCCGCGCGCGCUUCCAAUACCCACCGUGGCGUUACUGGGGCCCUUACCAAAGCCAGGCCAGGAGCAUGCCUGCAGCCUGAAGCGAAGGUGACGGACAUGCUUGGAGAAGAUGUGAUAGCGGUGGUUGUGUGUUGAUGUGUUGAUAGACACGUGACUUGGUGGUGUGGUGAGGGCGCAAGGAAAUGCACACGUACGCCUGGGGCCGGGGGGGGGGGGGGGUCGCGGCCGGUCCCGCCGGAAGAGGGCUCACACGCCAGAGGGCCUUCAUGCCGGUGCGCCAUUUUGGAGCGACACGCGCGGUCGCGCGGCGCGGCGCAGGCAACUGUAAGAACACGUACCG